GGAGAUUGAAUAUGAAAAGUGUUCUUUUGAACUGGCCAUUAUAUAUAACCUUGGUAGCAUAGGGACCUGCCCUGCUCUGUUCUACUUGUUUGUGAACCUUCACUCACCGAAACCACCUCCACCUAUCUCUGGCCAUGGACACGGAGUCACCACCGCACUCCUCCUCCAUUGUGAGAUGCAUGGCCUCACCGUCAUGGUUUCCACAUGGCCGCUCGCGCUUCUACCACCACCACCUCCUCCCCCGUGACGAAAACGGUGAGGCUGUCCUUGACCAGAGCCGCGGGUGGCGUGGCCUCCUCAAGAAGCUGCUGAGGGAGAGCAAGGGCAUCCGGUGCUGCUGCAACCCCAAGCCACUCAGCUUCGGCUACGAUGCCGAUAGCUACUCCAAGAAUUUCGAUGAUGGUCGAAGCAGCAGCAUGGAUCACUCCAAUGACAUCUCUCAUCUUUAAUUGUUUCCUCCUCCUCCUCCCCCUCCUUCCUCUUGUAAUUAACUAUUGUAAUUAAGUCGAUUAUCUCAUAUCCUCCUUGUUGGCAUCA
Zingiber officinale is the source of this 537-nucleotide messenger RNA. RefSeq lists its product as uncharacterized. The record is from RefSeq and is a predicted model, not a curated record. The transcript has a single exon. Lineage: Eukaryota; Viridiplantae; Streptophyta; Magnoliopsida; Zingiberales; Zingiberaceae. The coding region runs from base 135 to 449 and encodes 104 amino acids.